Chenopodium quinoa (quinoa) is the source of this 1733-nucleotide messenger RNA. RefSeq lists its product as uncharacterized. The transcript is spliced from 2 exons. Bases 326 to 1540 code for a protein of 404 amino acids. The record is from RefSeq and is a predicted model, not a curated record. Lineage: Eukaryota; Viridiplantae; Streptophyta; Magnoliopsida; Caryophyllales; Amaranthaceae.
AACGACUAUUUUUGUGUCAAGAGACGGCGAAAUACAUGACUUGGCAUGCUGAUGGGCGUGAAAAUGAUGGUCAAGCUUGGAAGGAAUUUGAUUCUUUAUACCCAAAGUUUUCUGAUGACCCACGCAAUGUGAGACUUGGGUUAGCCACAGAUGGAUUUAGCCCAUUCAAUUCAAUGAGCAUUGUCCAUAGUACAUGGCCAGUUAUGUUGAUUAAUUAUAACUUGCCUCCUUGGAUGAUUAUGAAGCCUGAGUUUUUGAUGCUAGCCUUAAUAAUUCAGGCCCGUCUUCCCCUGGCAAUGACAUUGACAUAUAUUUGCAGCCACUUAUGAAGGACUUGAAGGAUUUGUGGGAGUUUGGGCUGGAAACUUAUGAUGCUUCGACUAAUCAAAGGUUUGACAUGCAUGUAGCAUUGAUGACUACCGUGAGUGAUUUUCCGGGUUAUGAAAUGUUAUCUGGGUGGAGCACAAAAGGAUACUUGGCAUGCCCUGAAUGUCAUUAUGAAACAGAUUUCGAGUGGUUGCCUUGUAGUGGUAAGACUGUGUAUAGGGCAAAUCGUAAAUUUUUAGAUCCAUCUCACCCUUGGCGUCAUGAUAAGAGAAAUUUUGACGGAAAACUUAAGGAAAGAUGUCAACCUAUUCCAUUGAAUGGAAUUGAUGUUGAGUAUAUGUUGCGUGAUUUUCCAAAUGCAUUUGGAAAGAAGCAAAAACAACCAAGGCGUGAUGUGGAUGAUCCGAAUCCGUGGAGAAAGAUACCCAUAUUUUUUGAGUUACCAUAUUGGAAGCAUUGCUCUAAUCGCCAUAAUCUCGAUGUAAUGCAUAUUGAGAAAAUUUUCUUUGAUAAUAUCAUUAGGACAUUAUUAGACAUUUCUCUGAAGACCAAGGAUAAUUUGAGUGCUCGUCGAGAUUUGGUAGAACUUAAUUUGAUGCCGGAGCUUCAACUAAUAGAAUUGGAAGAUGGUAGUGAAGAAUUUCCAAGAUCUCGCUUUUGGAUGUCAUUGGAGCAAAAGCGUAAGUUCUGCCAGGUUAUAAAAAAUUCUAAGCUUCCUCAAGGUUAUGCUUCCAACCUUAGUCGUUGUGUGCAAGUUGGAGAAAGGAAAAUAGCAGGCUACAAAAGUCAAGAUGCUCUUUUUAUGAUGAAUUAUCUUCUUCCAAUUGUUGUGAAGACAACAUUACCCAAAGAUGUUGCUAGUCCUUUGAUAAGACUUUCUCCUUUUUUCAAAGGUAUAUGUAGUAACUCUAAUGACCCUUACUCCGAAGUCAUUCCAGAACCUAAGCGCAAAAGCCGUGUACGCCUACAAGGAAAAGGUGUGAAAAAGUCAAAUUUGAAGAAAAAGGAAAACAAGUCAGAUUUCAUAUUCCUGGCGGAAUUCUUAGAAAAUAUGCAAGCUCAAUUAGUACAACAACUUGCACCAAGUGUAACAAAUGCAAUUUUGACUCAACUUCGGGAUGCUAACAUCUUCUUGUUGACCAAAAUGGGCAAUCUUCUAAAUCUGGAGCCACAAUCAAUCAGGUGCAUGGCAAGCAAAAUGGAGAUGAAGUAAAGUGACUAAACGACUAGUCAUCUAACACAAAUGGUGCAAAUAUGUUGGCGACUUCUAUUCUAUUAAGUUAAAGUUUGUGAAGAUUUAGAAAAUCCGGCUUACAUAUAUGUUGGAAUUUGUAUUUUGGACAAUUAAAUCAAUUAUAUAACUUUAGUUUAUUAGUAGGGUGUAAUACCGAAAACAAGCAAGUAAU